GGAAGGAGAGGGGGCGGCAUGCAUGUUGUGUAUCUGCAUUCUGGCUGCAACUGUGCCUUCCAUUCGCACUUAAUCUGUCAAGAUUUCUCCCCUGCUCACACAUGAGAUCGGUGCAGAAGUAUACUGGCACUGGGAGGGAGAGAGCGAGAGAGUAUGAGCGAGAGAGAGAGAUAGAGAGAGAGAGAGAGAGACGCUGUGUGUGCCUCAGACUGCGCAGUGAUGCCUUGGCAGCUUCGGGAACCAGGCGCACGUUCGUUUCAGUAAUAUCCUCUUAUUCCUUCUUCCAGGCUUCGGAAGAGGAGAUGCAGACCAUAAGCUCUCUGCAGGAACAGAAGGAAGACCUGCGGAAGCGUCUCUCUUACACCACUCAUAAGCUGGAGCUUUUAGAGCGAGAGUUUGACUCCACGAGGCAGUACUUGGAGACAGAGCUGCGCAGAGCCCAGGAGGAGCUCGACAAGUUCACCGACAAAUUACGCCGAAUACAGAGCAGUUACUCAGCACUGCAGAGGAUCAACCAGGACUUAGAGGAUAAAAUACACCGAAAUUCACAGCACCACGAUGAUGAGAAACGGGCUCUCAGCCGAGAAAUCAUCGUCCUGAACAAUCAUCUCAUGGAAGCUAAGAUGACCAUAGAGAAACUGAGAGAGGAUAAUGACUUAUACAGGAAGGACUGUAACCUGGCUGCACAGCUCUUGCAGUGCAAUAAGUCACACUACAGAGCCCAGUUAUCUGAGUUACCUGCAGAGUUUCAGGAGCGUGUGAGCUUGCACAUGGAGGGUUCAUCCCUCUGCCACUCCCCAUAUGCCGACACAGUGCCUGCCUCUGUCAUUGCUAAGGUUCUGGAGAAACCAGAUGAGGUCUGCAGCAGUCAAGCCUCUCGCUCACCCAGCCCACAACCCCAGGAACGCCAGGGCUUCCUCGUGGGCACAAGCCUCGUAGGUAGCACUGAGCGUCUCGGCCUCCGAGCUACUUACAAGUCAGAUCUGUACAGCAGUGACACAGCACUUUAUUGCCCUGACGAACGGAGACGAGAGCGGAGACCCAGCAUGGACCUCCAUGGGCAGCGGAAGGUUUAUGAACCCCAGAACUCCACUGAUAGCAACCCAGAAGAGGGAUCCAUGGCACUGCAGCCUGGUUUCUCGCAGGACCACUUCAGGAAGUUUACAACCUCUCUGGGAGGCGGCUCCAGCUCUUACUCCAGCUUUAGUGCAGGAGGGUCCGAAGACAAGGGUCAGGAUCCUCCGAGCAGUGCUGCAUCUUCUCCUCGCCACCCUGCCCUUUACAUGGAAUGGAGGGAUGGGGCUGAAUACGAGCACAAAAGCGACUCUUCCUGGGAGAGGGAGAGUCCAAGCGCCUUCACAAAGGCCCAUGCUUUCCAACCACCUGAGACAAGCCACCAUCAGAAUGGUAGCUCACCUAUCUACAGCAGAACAAUGUCCUCCUGUUACAGUGAACCUUACGAGCCCCUGCCAACUUCCACCUCACCCAGCAUAACCUAUGGUGACAGUCGCCGUGGAAGUGCUUUUGCUCCUGAGGAAGAAGAGCUGAUUGGUCGGUGGAGGCAAUUGAGUGUGGAGGAUCUGAGUGCGCACUCAUACCGCAGUCCCGGGCGGGCCUCACCUUACAGCUUCUCAGAGCAGCACUUCUCGGUCCGGCCUGCAAAAAUUCGCCUUGGUCCUCUCUACAGUAGCUUCCAGGAGGGUACUGAUGUAUACCACCAUCAUGGUGGAGGGCUAGACCCCUUCUCCAGCCCCAGCCCUGAUUGCAGCCCAGGCCUGCGGCAGCAAAGCCAGCCCCACCUGUACCACUCCAAGGAGGAUAGCCAAGAGUCCGAGCAAAGCCUCUACAGCCCCAAGGACGGUGUGGUGGCAGCUGGGGGACAGGCAACAGAGUACGUUGACGUAAGUCCCAACAGUUCAAAUGAGUCACUGGACCAUGGAUCUCUGGAAAUGGCUGCAGAGCUGCAGCAUUAUCAACCCGAGAGGCACAGCGUGUCCCCUCAGGGAACCACCCCACCACCACCUCCACAACAACCGUACCAAAAAUUUGGCACACUAGGGCUGUCACGCAAGGACAGUCUCACCAAGGCACAGCUCUAUGGCACUCUACUAAACUAAGAGUAGAGUUUCCUGGUUAAUCCUCUUUUACAGCUCUGUGGGACUCUACUAAACUAAGAGCAGGGUAUCCUGGUUACCUGCUUGUUUCGGUAGGAUUUGAAUGUUCAGCUACAGUUUGAGCCAAACACAUGAUGGGAUUUUCUGUUGAAUAUUUUCAGUCCAUCUGCUUUUUUCUCUCUAUUUAUGUAUCUUUUACAGUGUUUUCUAAACAUCGAACAUAACCGGCUCAUGUUUCUACGGUUGAUAUGAAGCUCUAGCCUAACACUCAGCACUAUUUGUAUAGCCUAUUUUGAAAGUUUAUUAAUGGUUCUGUGUGGUUUGUGAGAAAGUAUUUUAAGUGCAUUAGGUGCAUUAUGGAUUUUUGGAAACGUGUCUUCAGAGAGAUUAUCUUUGUUUUACCGAAAGCCUUGUGGGCUCAAAAAGAGUUUGUGAAUAGACAGCACAUGCUUUGUAAAAAGAAAUGCUAAUUUUGACAAGAAAUUCGAUCUUUUAUUAUAUAAUUUAUGAAUAGCUGUAUUUAUUAAGUAUGCUAUAUCUAUAAUUGUUUAAUAAAUGUAACACUAUGGAGAGAUUGAACAAUCUAUAUAAUUGUAAAUUAUUUUUAUUGCUAUACAUAAGGCAAUCGGCACAAUUAUACAUGCUGCAAACAAUUAAAAAUGCCUCAAACGAGUAAAGUCAUAGAUUCAAUUUGAGAAUUAACUGACAGAUCUUGACGGAUCGUUUCACAGAUUUGUGAAAAUAAUUGUGAGAAUAACUCAGCAUGGAAUCAUAAUACCCCUAGGUCAGCCUGUCAAGAUUAAGUCUCAACCAAAGUGAUACUUCUAACCUAUUUCUAUUCCGAAUAGAUCUGAUACUACUCAAAUCUAUUGCUUCAUUAAGCGAGUAAAAUAUCUUGAAAGCACUGGGCAUUUUUUUAAACUCCUGAUGUGUUUUGUUGGGCAAUGGGAUUUCCGAGGUGAUAGUCCUUUUUGAUGUUUUCUCUCCUUUCUUCCUCAGUGCUGUAAGCCCCCUCCCUCAGGCCCUCUCUACCUCACGAUUCAAUCCCUCUCUUCUUUCUUAAUCAGCUGGGAUCCAGUGUCAGUUGACACAAUGAUGCAUGACUCUGUUUCUUCUGUUUUGCUUUCUAUAUCUAAUAAAGCACAAUAGUUGCACCAUG
Messenger RNA from Pimephales promelas (fathead minnow), 3273 nucleotides. NCBI's taxonomy places the organism in Eukaryota, Metazoa, Chordata, Actinopteri, Cypriniformes, Leuciscidae. The record is from RefSeq and is a predicted model, not a curated record.